Messenger RNA from Lineus longissimus, 2483 nucleotides. RefSeq lists its product as uncharacterized. NCBI's taxonomy places the organism in Eukaryota, Metazoa, Nemertea, Pilidiophora, Heteronemertea, Lineidae. The transcript has 6 exons. The record is from RefSeq and is a predicted model, not a curated record. Bases 100 to 1044 code for a protein of 314 amino acids. Gene Ontology annotation, molecular function: protein binding.
UCGUGGUAUCUGGUUGUAACGCCGUCACGCUGUAACGGUAUAACGUAUAAAUGUGUUACACUAGUGCUACAAAUCAUUUCGACCGGGCCAUCGGGAUAUAUGAUGGUACCCAUUAAAUCCGUGACAUAUUUCUUAAUGAACCAAAUUAGUACUUUUAUGCCGGUAGGAGGUGUUAUACGUGUUGGAAGUAACUGGCCUUGGAUUAUGCUCGCAAAGGCGCUGGAGUUGAUGGUUAUUUUCUUGGCCGAAUUCAGCUAUGCAAAGGAACACAACUACUAUGCCAUGGAUAACACAAAAGACUGUAGUGUAUUUAUGCACGAGGAGGACGGUGCAACCAUCAAAGGAAAGGGCACAGGGAUAUCCCACCUGAACCGAUGUGAACUCCGUUUCGAUGCAGAUGUUAACUUCCAUAGAGGAAGGAAAUUCCAAUUCCAGUUCAAAAGUGCCGAUUUUGAUGACUGUGACGUAGAGUUGAAAGUUUAUAAUGGAUAUAGCGAUAGAGCAGGUUUAUUGGAUCGAAUCAACUGUGAUCGCUCCAAUCCUCAGGGUAUUCUCUACAAGAGCAAUGAACGCUUUCUCAUGUUCCAACUUCAGUCACUCAGUGAUAAUAAAACAUUAGGAUUAGCAAAGUACCAGUUUGAGAUUGUCAUUACCGGAUUCAGUUCACCCGGAGGUAAGUCUAGCCACUGUGCCAGCUUCCUGUGCCAAAAUCUGCUGUGUAUUAGCGACGACCUCGAGUGUGACAAGAUAGAUCACUGCUUUGACGAGACGGACGAAUACGACUGCGAUGAGCUUGUCCUCAGCAAACCGGCCACCAUUUCCAUAUCCGUUGGGUGUACCGUCUUUGUCUUGGUUGUGCUAAGCAGCUCGGCCGGUGCCUGCUACCGACGCCGACAAGCCAAGCUCGAUGCCAAGAGGGGAUACGGCGUCCCUGGAAUCACAUACACUAUAGAAGACGACGCAAUGACGUCAUCACAAUUCGGGUCACAAUAUGAGGAUAGUAAUUACGACAGCGAAAUUGAAGAGCAAACAACGAAAUCCUGAUGCAAACAUUCCGCCAUUGUGACCUACGCAGACUGCCCAACAUUUUGGGGUUAUCCCGUUCAUCCGAAGGUUCAUCACACCGAGAGUCCGAAAGCCCGUAUGUUUGGCUUGAAAGUGUUCAAGGCCGAAGACAAGAAGACUAAGGGUUGUGACUACUGCUUCAUCAACCAUAACUAAAGUGAAUUUCGCACGAGCAAUACAAAGCCCCUCCAUUUCCACGCGCCGACCUCACAGUCGGUCAAAAGCGGCGCUGAUCGUGCGAAAUCCACUUUUACAAUUUCCCGACUUUUUCGACGUACCACGGUGCAUUAAUGAAACAGUUCGUUAACUGCAUAUAGCCUUUGCUCUGUGACACCCCAAGAUUCUUAAACAUCCAAGGGCCGGGUGUCAGUAAAACCACAGCCCUGAGGUUUUUGAUGUAAGAUCAUACGAGAAUGGUGAUUGGCGGUAACAUAAGAGGACGGGUAUGAAUACAUGUGGCUUAAGCCGGUACAUUGAUUUAUUUCAUGGCGUUCCACCUUCCCGGAGAACAAUGGAUCGAUGAAGGAGACCCCAAAAGGCCAUUCUCCAUUCACAAUACGAAUACAAAGGAUUAAUAUACCUUAUAAAUAAAGGCAAUACGGUAGCAAAAAACCAAGUUCAUUGAAAUUCGGGAUGUUCUCUUCAAACCAGCACCUCCCACUAUCCAAUAAUGUCUGCGAGAAACAAUGGCGGAAAUGUACGAAGCCUACUUUCUAAUCAAGAAGUCUGCCAUAGUGCCUUUUAUCAUUAUCUGAUUAUUUUCAAUCAGAAGUGUACAUUGGCACAGGAUACUGUAGUGUUCUAUGUAAUAGUACGAUGUUCGUGGUUGAUAGGCUUUUUGUUUCAGAAAAACCUGCAUAUUGUACCCAUACUCUUCUAUCCGUUUUGGUUACUAUAGUUCAAAAGUAACUUUAUCGUACAAAUAGUCCCUAGCUUAAUUAGAACUUGAAUGCGUGGCUUUGGUUGGUUUUCAUUGGAUGGAACGCUGAAGCUGCACCUUUCAUUACUGGUGGAUUCCGUUUGGUUCCAACAAUUGUAUUAUUUUCCUAUAGUGACAUAAAAGACUUCAUAUGAUGCAUGUAUCAAAUUAGAAUUCCACGUCAACUACAAGGAGGCCAACUUAUUAGAAUCCGUACAGCAAAGCUGUACUCUGGUAGUUGCAUGCAUCAUGCUACUCAUUACAUUCUUAAUAGAAUGAAGUUCAUCAUCACUCUGGGUCAUCACUGUUAGAAAAGACAAUACUUCGAUUUUAUGCGACUUUGUAAUAAUACAAUAAUAUUGUAUAUCUUGUAAUUUGUAUAUACUAAGUAAAUAUAUAUCUCGUUGAUUAUUUGUUAAGUAAAUAUAUAUACCAUUGAUUAUGUACUCUCUUAUUUCCAUAUUCUGAUGAUUAUUCAAAUAAUGAAAUGUAAAUUUCC